UGUGUGUGUGUGUGUGUGUGUGUGGUUCGCUCGCAGCAUCCGCGCGUAUAUAUGCAGUAUAUUUUCUCAGUGGUGGGUGGGCAUUGAAAUACGACACACACUGUAGGAAGAAAUUGAGGAUGAUUCGUGCGAACACGACCGCCGGGAUUUGUACUGCUGCGUCCGGCACCAUCACCACCAAGGACUCGCUGACCUCGUCGUCACCGCGACUGGACAAACUCAGCAAGGAGCUCCACAGACAAUGCGGAGUGCUCGGUGAGCUCGACGACCUGACCUACCACCUGAAGCUGGACCUGGAGAGCCUGUCCUCGCGGGACAGGUUGGCAGUGGCCAGCGUGAGCAGUGGCGGCUGCGCGCCGCUCUUCAAGGCGUGUCGCGUGGGCAACCUAGGUGUCGCUCGCUACCUCAUCGACGUCUGUCGAGUGGACGUCGACCAGAAAGGUUACACCAAGGAAGGCGCCCGAGUGUACCACAACACGACGCCGUUGUGGUACGCUGCAGUCAAGGGCCACCGACGCCUCGUCGAGUUCCUCCUGUCCGUCGGCGCCGACGUGAAUGCCGUCACCGACACGGGCUCCACGCCGAUCCGAUCCGCGUGUUUCUCCUCGCGCAUCGACAUCGUGGAACUGUUGCUGAAACAUGGGGCAGAUGCGGAGAUUGCCAACUGCAACGGCGGCACGUGUCUCAUCAACUCUGUGCAGAGUGCUCCUUUGUGUCGCAUGUUGUUGCAGCACGGCGUGAACGCGAACGUGGCGGAUUUGCACGGGCGAACAGCUGUGCACUACGCAGUGAGCAUGAACAAGCUGGAAGCGCUCCAAGUGCUCGCCGAGUUCAACGCCGACUUUACGACACGGACGAUCCAAGGCGAAACUCCGUUGAUGCUGGCGUGUCGCGAGGCCAAGUGCAACGUGUUCGAGUUCCUCGUGGACCAGGUGCGACGCGUGCACUCGUCGUCGUCGUCGUCGUCGGCG
Molecule: messenger RNA, 971 nt
Organism: Notodromas monacha
Lineage: Eukaryota; Metazoa; Arthropoda; Ostracoda; Podocopida; Cyprididae
Source: the annotation of a GenBank genome assembly